AUGCAAGAGAACGUAAAGACAAAGAUAAAUGAUGCCAAAUCGUGUCUGAUGAACUUUUUGACAGAUGCCAAAAAAAAAGCGCUUUUUUUGGAAAAGUCAGAUUCAAACAUUUUGGACAAAUCAAGUGAAAAAUCAGAAAAUAGGUAUGUGAGCAGCUCAAGUGGUGAAAAAACGAGCGGAAAAUGUAGAGAUGAUUUAGUGGCUCCUGAUGAUGAUUCGGAAGCUUUAAAAAAAAGAAAAACCGGAACUGUGCUGAGCAAACGAAGUGAAAAAUGUGUGCCCUCGAAAAGUGAAAAGGACACAAAAGACAGUAUUUCGAAGUCUGGGGAGAUACAUGAUGACUCAUGCGAAGUGGUAUGCCAAAAUGACACACCCGAAAACGAUGAAUUCGAAAAGAACACCUCCCCAUGGGAUAAACAAAUAAAAAGAAGUAAUCUCUCAGAUGCAGAGUAUAUAGAAAGUCUCAAGUGUGAAAUUGACGAAAAAAAGGGAGAAGAAUCUUUACAAAAAUAUGAGAACACGAAAAAAAACCUUAUAAUGUUAGUAAAGUCCUUCGGAUAUAAGGGUAUCAAAAUUGAAAAAAUUUCUGGAGAAUAUUGUAAAAAAUAUAAUGCAUUGUUGAAUCUGAGUCAUGCAGGAUUUUCUAACAUUUACGAUUUGAUAAAAAGUCUGGAUCACUGUUUGAUAUGUGAAGAAAUAAAAGAAGCGGAAAUAAAAGAAGAGGAAAUAAAAGAAGCGGAAAUAAAAGAAGAGAAAAUAAAAGAAGAGGAAAUAAAAGAAGAGGAAAUAAAAGAAGAGGAAAUAAAAGUAGAAGAUAAAACAGACGAAGUAGUGGAACAUGUGAACAAUGAGAAUGACAAGAAUAAGGGAAUAAUCCCUAUGACCUACGAACAAGAAAAAUCACAACAAGCAGAUGAAACUAAUGAUACAAUCGAAAAUGAAGAGAAGCAAAUAAAUGACAAGGAAGAAAAAAAAACAAAAGUAGUAGUAAAUGAGAAACAUAACCAAAUUGUGGAAAAUAAUUUAAUCAUAAAAUAUAAAACUCCCAAAAUGAAUGAAGACAAAAUUUUUUUCCUUAAAAUUAUUCUAGGAACUGUUGCAGAAUGUACAAACUAUAAUCCAGAGUUAACAGAUAAUGAAACACCAAUAAAUAAUAGUUUAUCAUUAACUAAAUUACAACAAGAGGUAAGGAAAUUAUUCGGAUCAUUUUUUAAUUUAAAAAUUUUACAAACAAGAUGUGGAAUUGAUAAAUUACAAACCUUCUUAGAAGAUAUACAAGAAAUACAAACUAUAUCAUGUCCUAAUGAUAUAAAACUUAGGAUCACUCCAGAAACAUUUAGUUAUAAAAUACCAGAAUUGAAAUCCAUAAAAUUGAUAAGAAGCAAUGAAUUCAAAUUUAAAUCCCCAUCAAAAAUCAGUAGUAAAAAGUUCCCUAUUUCCACACACUUAAGUGAUAAAGAUUUUCGAUUGAAUUCUUUAAAUGCAGCAGAAAGUAUCCUCGGUGCACUUAAUAACAAAAACAGAUACUCCUCCAUUGGUACUACACACUUGGAGAAUGGAACCACUACAACUACUGGAACCUCUGACAGGAACGGUUUUAAAAAGAAAAAAUCACAUUCUAAUGCUAGUCUAGCAUUAUUGAAUUCUUCGAAAUUGCAUGAACGAAUCUGCAAAAGCGUUAGUGGAGGUAAGACUCCACUUUACACAGCAGGAGAAAAGGGUCGUCCUCAUGUUGGAAUCGACAGCUUCGUUUUCAGCAAUAUGGCUAGCAAUGUGGUUAGCGAUUGUGACAACGGUAUUGCAUUCGAAAUCAACAGAAGCUUCUCAAAUGACCCGUAUGCCAAUUUGUUAAACAAGUUAAAUGGCAAAGAUAGCAGCAUCAAUUCAGGUGUUCAUGUGGGUAUGAGUUCGAACGAAUGGAUAGGGAGACAACACACGAACGAGUUAGAUAACCAUAAGGAGAACUUAAUCCAGAUGCAAAACCCAAUCCAGAACACGCGCCACAGCCAAAAUUCCUACAUCAAAAUAUUAACAAAGACACAGUUGCACAUUCUUCUAUACCAGCUAAUAGUUCUCCUAACCGAGAGACAAAAAGUGGAGUGGGACGAGAUAAGCAGAAUUAAAGACUCACUUCUAAAUCAGAGUCGUAGUAAAGCAUACCAAAAUAAAAACCUGGAAUCCAACCAACAGCAGAUGAACAGUAGCAUCCAAGUGAACAUAAGCAAAAUCGAAUGUACUAGCGAUAGUGCCAUUGUGGGAGGUACUGAUGCAUGCACUAUUCAGGAGGAACAAUUGGAGAAAAAAAUCGAAGUAAAAGAAAUCCAUUCUACUGAAGUUCAUGGACACUCUACUGAAGGGCAAAAAAAUUCAGCAACAAAUGUAUCAUCUGAUUUCAUGAAUGAAAACUUUAGCACUCAAGAAACUUCGAAUUUGUACAAAUCUGAAAACAUGGGAGAUGAAAAAUACACGAAAAAUGAUCACUUAUCCAAUAAUUUUGAGAAGGAAAAUAAUACAGCAUCUGAAAAAUUCAUAGGUGUAUUUGUUUCUUCAAUCAAGAGUGAAUGGAAUAAGGCCUACAUGGAACAGUACCCUUUAAGUUUUUAUUUAAAUUAUUACAAAGAAAAAAAACUUAGAAGACUAAUUGAAGAAAUUCCUAAUCUUGUUAUUGUAGGAUAUAGUAGAAAUAUGCAAAUCUUUACUUUAGAUACCGCUCAAGAUUAUUUUGACAAUUUCUUUUCUGAAAAAUCUACUAAUUUGAAAACAUUCGCUAGAUCUAGGUUCACUACAUUGAGCACCUCAAACUAUUUUAAGGAUACCACUUAUAAGGAACUUGCCCAGGAAUUCAUCAAUGGAAUAUAUGAAAAUAUGAUGAAAAUCCUUGGAUUUUAUUACCUCAAGCCACCCCAAUUGAGUGUCAGCAAGAGUUAUGAAAAAAUUAUGAACAAGUCCAGAAAAAACAGGAAUAGCAAUAACUUAUCUACAUGUAUAAAUUAUAGCAACCAAAAUUUCACGAGUCUGAAUGUGGGAAGUCCUAACUUAUCCUCUCCCCCAAGCGAGAGUAAGCCAUUUUUUCACAGCAAUAGCAAGCCACUUUUUCACAGCAAUAGCAAGCCACUUUUUCACAGCAAUAGCAAGCCACUUUUUCACAGCAAUAGCAAGCCACUUUUUCACAGCAAUAGUAACCCCUUUUUUGAAAACGAAAGUAUUCGUGUUCUAGAAAAUGACAACUUAGAAGUGCUGAGAUAUCACUUGCACAAACUCCUAUACAAUCUAGUGAUCCAUGUUUGCAAGAAUCAAAAUUUGCUAUAUCUAGCAUAUAAGAAAAAUGGUAUAAUAUUGAGCGAAUACGAAAUGAAUAAACAGAUGUGUGGCCCAAUUUACUACUCCUCUGAUUUGACGUAUGAAGAUUUCAUAACAACUAAACAAACUUUUUUUGAAAAAGAACAAGUAAUGAAAAGCGUUUUUCUUUUAUCUCAACAUGGAAUCUAUGGAAUCAAAUUCAUACAUCUAACUAAUGAGUGGUAUAAAUUGUACAAGUGUGAAUUACGACCUCUUAUGCGAGUAUGUAAAUAUGAACAAAUUGGGAAAAUGAUUUCGAGCUUACCAAAUGUCUUAGUAGUAGGAGAAGGAUUCGACACGAAAUAUAUUCCUAAUAUGCAACUUCAUGCAGAGAGUAACCGCUUGGAUAUAUUUUCAAAUCCCCUCAUUCCGAAAAUGGCCUCUGACAAUCCCCUGCAACACAUCCCAACUUUUCAAAAGAGAUCCCUUGGGGAACCAAAUAUCAAGACGCAUAAAAAAAGCGGACCGUAUGAGAGUAUCAUGGGAUUGCUCUUUCCAGAUAUAAUAUCCCAAAGGAGUAGUGGGCACAUACAGAAAUAUCACAGAGGAAGUACUUCUUUUUUCAAGGAUAAUAAUCAAUAUAAAAAGAACAAAUCUGCAUUCCCAGGCAUGUGUAAUGGGUACACAUUUAAGAAUGACAUAAAUAUAAAUCAUCUCUUCAAAAAUUUGUGA
Molecule: messenger RNA, 4011 nt
Organism: Plasmodium gonderi
Lineage: Eukaryota; Apicomplexa; Aconoidasida; Haemosporida; Plasmodiidae
Exons: 9
Coding region: 1-4011 (1336 amino acids)
Source: RefSeq, a predicted model, not a curated record